AUGAUUGUGAUCAGGUGUUGUUUAUUAACGGUAGCCGUGUUCGCGGUUACAUGCACAGCCGCAGCCACUACUACCGCAAGCAAGUCGUCGUCGCCGGAUCUUGAUCUAAGUAAUCUUGGCAAUAUUAAUAUCAAUGACUUGCAAAGCCAGCUACCGGGCGAUUUGCCAAAGACUAACAUUAAAAUUGACGACGCCAAGGAAUUGAUCAAAGACAAAUGCAUUAAGCAGGCUGGCGAGGAAAACGGCACCAAGGCAUUUAAUGAAAUCGAAACGGCAACAAUGACCUUGGCCGAAUGCGUAAACGGCAUAGUCAAUUAUACAGCCAUACAGGAAGAAAUCACUGUUGCUUCGCCAAACGGCGAUUUGGAUGUGGUCUUUAACAAAUACUGUUUGAAGCGUCCCGAGGCCAUGGCUUGUGUCGAGGCCUUCAACUCGAAAUUGACACCCUGUUUGGAUGACGAAGAACGCGACAGCCAGGAUGUUUUCAUGCGCAUCAUUAGAAGUCUUUUGAAUUUUGUCUGCCACAAGGGUGGCGAUCAAAUUGCCCUCUUCAUUGCCGAGAAGGGACCUGAGUGUUUGGAAGCGAACAAGGAAGGUAUACAGAACUGCAUUAACAGCACCUUUUCCGGUUAUUUGCCCGCCGAAGGUAUUGACAAUGUGAAGACUCUACCCAAGCUGGUCAUGGGUGCCCAACAAUGCGAGGAUAUCGAACAGCUGGAGACGUGUAUCGUUAGAAAAUUGGAGACCUGCAAUGACACUACGCCAGCCAACAUUGCCGAAUCGAUGUUCCGGUUCAUCAAGAACGAAACAAUUUGUCGUACAGCCAAAGCCCACAAGCAGACAGGCAAUAGCAGCGGCGCUGUUCGCAAUGCUGGUACUUUAAGUCUACAAGCAAUUUUCCUACUAUUGUUCGUACAGUUAGUAACGUACUUGAAAAGUAAGCAAAUUGUCGUUUAAAAUGUAGGUUUAUUUGCCUUUUAUG
This is a messenger RNA of Musca vetustissima, 982 nucleotides long. RefSeq names its product 27 kDa hemolymph protein. The transcript has a single exon. The record is from RefSeq and is a predicted model, not a curated record. Bases 1 to 957 code for a protein of 318 amino acids. NCBI's taxonomy places the organism in Eukaryota, Metazoa, Arthropoda, Insecta, Diptera, Muscidae.